UAUCAUGUUUAACAUGACUCGCAUUGUUGUUGUUGUAGUUAAAUGUUAAAAUUGUCGUUGACAUUUUCGUUGUACACAAACAUUUCAACUACUACUCACACACACACAACACAACUGCAAACUCAACUGUGUCACCCAGUGUGGAUGCAAGCAGCAACAAAUCAGAACACAAUAGUAUCACCAACACCCUCGAGCGCCCGUGGUCCAGGAAAUGUUAAACUGAAAAUAUACGCUCUUUUAUUUAUGUAUGUGUGCUUGUCGCGAUACAUCGCAUGUCUAACUGUCACUCAAUUUUGUGUUUGUAUUCCGUAAAUUGGCCGAGCGAGUAUGCAUACAGACGCACAUACCCACACACAGACACAAUAAACCCACACAUUCCUAUGACCAGCACCACAACUACCACGUUUAUAUCUGUAUACAUACAUAUAUGUGUACCAGCAAGUCAAUAUGUUUUAUUCUCUAAAUUCCUUUCAUUACAUUGUUAUGGGAAAAUCAACAAACAACAACAACAAGAAACAACCUAACUAUUCGGCAACAUUUUCAAUUUCCGCUUGCAACAAUGUUUCUAUUUCUGAUUGCAUUGCCGCCUCUGUCAUUCGCAUCAGCAAUGUCAUCAUCAUACUCGUCAUCACCAUCACCAUCAUCAUCAACGCUAUCAGUGUCACUGUUCGCCAAGCAUCAGCGAUCAUCUUCGUAUUUAUUCAAAAUUUGAAUGGUUCCCAACAAAAAACUAAAAUACAUAAGUGUUUCAAGAAUUUUAGAAUUUUUCUAGAUGUGAAUAUUCAGUGAUUGUUUUUGUUUUUAUCAAUAUCAGAGACUGUGGAGAAAUAGCCGAAAUUUGCAAAUAAUUAGAAUACAAUAAAACAUGUCAAGAAAAAGCAGUGAUUUUGAAGUUCAUCGAACAAAAUUUUACAUACAACAGAGUCCUUGUAAAUAAUGCCGUUAUCACCUAUUAAAAAAAAUUUUCUUAAUGUUCCAAUGGGUCUUUAACAUUGUUCGGUCGUUUUUCUUUUACAAAAGUGUAUCGUUUGUCUAAGAAAAGCAUGCACAAUGGUAUUCAAGUAUUGACCAUCUGAAGAUAGAACAUUUUCUCAUUUAAACGGCGAUUCUAUCCCAAAAAACUGUCCCGACUUGACGAAUCGCGCCAAUUUUUGAUAUCCUCUUCUGAUGUGAGCUGUAGUGAGUGAGUUUUGCAUCAACCGGAACAAAUGGUAGUCAGAAGGAACACGAUCUGAGCUCUAAGAACGAGGUGGCGUAAAACUUAUCAGUCUCUUUCUUUUAAAUAGUUUUUAAGCAGUCUAAAAAUAUGAGGUUCAGCGUGGUUAUGAUGGAAAAUGAUUGUCUCGUGAUAAAACCCGAAUGCGGGAAAAACUGACACUUUUUAAGCAGAAUGUGGAGUUGCAUUAUCACCGGGUGCUGGACCCAAAGUACGGCAGUGAAGGGCCUCCAACCCUAGCAAGGUGGCGUUCUGGCGGUGGCUUCUCUCUUAGAAGCGCUCCAAGUGCUCAUAUAAUACAUCUUUGGUCACAUCGUCAUUCUCUUCCGUUGGAGCGUCGACGGAAAUCAGCGAUCUAUUUAAGAACUUCGCUUUGAUACAGAUUUUGACUAGAUGUCCAUUCACCGGGAAGUUGGGAGUGAAUGGCAAGACUCGGCGAUGGAGGUUCUCUCUCACCACGAAUCUCACACCGAAUUUUCGCUUUUUAUAGGGCCACAAGGACCUAAUCAUCUCAGUCCUUGCUCCGUCCAUCGUAUUUCUUGGACGGCGGUGAUGUCAGCAUUUACUCUUAUGAAGACAUAAACCAGCUGGACAGCGGCACCUUCCUAAUUAAGGAUACAAACAUUCCAGGUGCAUGCCAUUAAAUCGUUAUUCUUAACGCGUUUGCCAUGGUCGUCAUCAAAAGGGGGGUAUCUCUUCCGAGGCUAUUGUUUCGUUUUCAUUGAGAGCAUUUUUUACGUGGCGAGUCCCAAACCCAGCGCACAACCCUGGGAACUAAUGGUUCGCUAUCAAACGGAUGCCAUUUGGCUAUUCAGAGGAUACUUGGUCCAAAAUCUUCAGUUUGAACGUGCGAACCACUUCUGGCACGUUUGUUUAGGUAGAGCUUACAAGAUCGCCAGAACGGUUUCCAAGCACUAAUUGUUAACGAAGAAGGUUUUGAGUUUGGAGGGAUUGUCAGAAAAUCAACCGCUACGAGCUCUUUUCCUAAGUCGGACCUGCACUUUCAAUAAUUUGGUCAUCGUUACUGACUCGCCAAAACCUUGGGAGCUGGAUUGAGAGGUUCUUAUUCACUUUGUAAUCCGGACCGGGAACUAAGUUAUUACUCCUGUUCCUGCCUAUGGUGAAUGUUAAUACGGAUGAAAAAAUUGCUCCAAGAACCAAUUUUUAUGGCCAAUAGAAACGAGGGUUUUUUCAAGAGAAGCAUUAUGAGAUUACCUUCAAACUUGCCACAAGUUAUUCUACGAAAUAGUGCGUAUUUGGCUUGAAUCAAAUGACUCUAUUCUAAAAAAGACCUUUAAUUUAAUGCAAAAAAAUGAAUUUAUUUUUCAUUUGCCAAAACUAGACGGUUUAUGGAUUAUUUGUGGAGAGUUGAUAGGUUCAAAGAAGAAAAAAAUUCAAAUAUUUUCUCAUUUCUUAUUAUAAAAUUGUUAAAAUAAAACCAUGUGGAAAGGGAAUCCAAACUAUCAGCAACCAAUUUUUUUACCGGAAAGGUCUACAAUGUUACUCAAGCAUUCAUGCCGAAAACAUACCUUCUAAUUUCUUAUAAUUUCAGAAUGAAAUUUAUUUUUGUUACAGUCUCUGAUAUUGAUUUACCAAAACAAUCUAUUUAUAUUAUAAUAUUUUCUAUUCCUAAAUGUAAUAUGAAUGUUUACUUUUCUCACACACUGUUUACUUUCCAUAAAAAACUUUUUAACCAACAAUUUAAUGCAAUUUUGCUCAUCAAAUGCCCAAAUUAACUUACACAACAAACUCCAAACUAUUUCUCGAAUAUCUAUGUAUAUGUUUGAACAACACCAAUACAACAAUAAUACAAACAACAGGAGCAGCGACAACAACCACAGUAACGUCAGAGGGAAAGCGAGAGGAAAUGAAUGUGUCCACCGCGCUCACAUCAACUGAGCCAGAAACAUCAAAGUAUUCAUGGUCACGUUACCUGAACAUGUCUACACAGACGCCACCCUCGCGCCGCCAUCAACGACCCAGCAUGCAAGUGGAUAGCGCCGAAGAUGGCGAUGAUGAUGAUGAUGACGACGACGACGACGAUGAUGAGGAUAAUGACGUAGACGAUGACAGCGAUGGCAAGGAUAAUGAAAAUGACAAUUUGAUUGAGUCCGAUGAAGAGGGCGAGGCCACCACACAUUUUGGUGGCAGUGCUGGUGGUGUUAGUGGUGGCGUUGGUGCGGAUGCUUAUAGGCCACACGCCUCUACAUCGGACGCAGCUAAAGCUCGUAAUCGGCAUGCUGAUCGGGUAGCCAAGUUUUCAUCGAUUUGAGAAUUUCCGCCAAACCGAUUAGCGUUUUAUUAU
Messenger RNA from Bactrocera dorsalis (oriental fruit fly), 3521 nucleotides. Its product is annotated as transcription initiation factor TFIID subunit 11-like. Lineage: Eukaryota; Metazoa; Arthropoda; Insecta; Diptera; Tephritidae. The record is from RefSeq and is a predicted model, not a curated record. The transcript has a single exon. The coding region runs from base 2940 to 3488 and encodes 182 amino acids.